AUGAAAGCUCUAUAUUUAUUGUGUCUAUUUUGCUUUGGAGUUUCGACGCGAAAGUUUGUUGAUCCAGUUGCCAAAACUAGUCCCGAACACAAAAAUGGUGUCUUCUACCUGAAAAAUGGCUUGCAAAGGUCGUACAAUACGUUUUUGUUUGAUGUACCACUCGAUCAUUUCUCGUAUAUCAACGAUAUCACUUUCAAGAUAAGAUACAUGGUCAAUUUGGACUCCUACAAGGCUGGAGGACCAAUUUUCUUUUAUACGGGCAAUGAGGGAACGAUUACAGGCUUCAUUGAGAAUACGGGAUUAAUGUGGGACAUUGCUCCAAUGUUCAAUGCGGCUCUUGUUUUUGCUGAGCACCGUUAUUAUGGAGCUUCUCUACCACCGAAUGCGUACAAAAACGUUUCCACCACCGGCUUUUUAACUUCGGAACAAGCACUUGCUGAUUUCGCGGAAUUGAUUUAUUUCUUGAAAACACCGACUGGACAUCAAGACAAUUCUCCUUCAUUUACCGCGACAACAAAAGUGAUAGCUUUUGGUGGAUCCUAUGGUGGAAUGCUUUCGGCUUGGUUUCGCAAAAAAUACCCUGAUGUAGUGAUUGGAGCUUGGGCCUCGUCGGCUCCGCUUACGAAUUUCAAUGGCGGUGGUGUGGAUUGGGGAUUUUUUGAUGCGAUCACUACAAGAACGUAUCAAGAAAGUGGAUGUAACAUCAAAAACAUUCGAGCUGGAUGGGAUGCUAUUUUGCGAUUAUCGCAAACAGCCGAUGGACAACAAUAUUUGAAUCAAGCUUUCAAUAUUGAUCCGAAAUCUUUGAUCAAAGAUAUUAAUGGAGGAUACAAUUUAUAUUACUAUGUGAGAACGGCGCUUGAAUAUAUGGCAAUGACCGAUUAUCCUUAUCCAUCGAACUUCUUACAGCCGAUGCCUGGAUGGCCUGUGAAAGAAGCUUGUAAAUUCUUCUCAACCAAUACAACCUUCAGUGAUCGAACUUUAGCGGGAAUGCUCUUUAGUGCAUCACAAAUCUAUUACAAUUACAAAAAUGAUCCCAGCUAUAAACCAUGUAUUGAUUCAGCGAUUUGCGAUGAUGACUCUUUGGGGAAUCUUGGAUCGGGACAAGGAUGGGACUGGCAGGAAUGCACAGAGAUUGUGAUCGAGAUGUGCGCUCGGGGAAACACGUCUUUUUAUUACGAUGAAUGCUCUCCGCCUCCACUUUCUGCAAUGCUUGAUUACUGUCAAUCCGCGUUCACAAAACAAAGAGACGGCACUGACUUUGGUUGGAAGAAAGGGAUGUUGCGAGAGAAUGGAGUCCGAAAUCUUUACGGGCUUACCCUAAGUGCGGCUAGUAACAUCAUACUUACACAAGGGCAUUUGGAUCCAUGGAGUGGUGGCGGAUAUCAGAAAACGGAUCCGUAUGCGAAUCCUUUCAAUGGGAUCUAUAUUUUCGAAAUCCAAGGCUCAGCACAUCACCUCGAUCUUCGACAACCAAACACCUGUGAUCCGAAUACGAUCAUGAAUGCGCGUUACCAGUUAGUCGGAGUGUUGCAAUGCUGGUUGAGGAAUGGAUGUAAAAAUGCUUUCCUCGCCGAUUUGCCUCCACUCGUUGACAAUUCAAAAGGAAAUUGUACAGAUGUGAUCAAUGGAUAUCCAUGGGGUCAAGCA
Messenger RNA from Mesorhabditis belari, 1650 nucleotides. NCBI's taxonomy places the organism in Eukaryota, Metazoa, Nematoda, Chromadorea, Rhabditida, Rhabditidae. The record is from the annotation of a GenBank genome assembly.